Molecule: messenger RNA, 879 nt
Organism: Fonsecaea multimorphosa CBS 102226
Lineage: Eukaryota; Fungi; Ascomycota; Eurotiomycetes; Chaetothyriales; Herpotrichiellaceae
Exons: 3
Coding region: 1-879 (292 amino acids)
Molecular function (GO): oxidoreductase activity
Source: RefSeq, a predicted model, not a curated record
AUGGCGGCCAUCAAGGAUUUUGAUAGCCUGUUCAGGCUGGAUGGGAAAAUUGCCGUCGUCACUGGUGGCUCCCGCGGCAUCGGCCUCUACUGCGCCACCGCCUUCCUCCAAGCCGGCUGCUCCAAGGUGAUCAUCACGGCGCGCAACGCCUCCAACCUCGCCCAGGCCGUGGACCAACUCAACGCCCUGCCCAACAUCCGCGGGAAGGCCGUCAGCAUUCCGGCCAACGUCGGCCACACGGACGAGAUCGAACGUUUUGUCCGCGACGUACAGGCCGAGAUUGAGAAGGAUGAGAAACCCGGCAGGGGGUUGGAUAUUUUGGUCGCCAACGCCGCGGCGAGUUGGGGGGGACCGUUCGAGACGUUUGAGGAUUGGAAGAGCGAAAAGACGUUGGAUUUGAAUGUUAGGGGGGUUUUCAAUUUGUGCAGGCUCAUGGUCCCCCUCCUCUCCAGCGCCGCCACCCCGUCCUCCCCCUCCCGAAUCCUCAUCACCUCCUCCGUCGGCGGCAUCAUCGUGCCCCACGUCGGCGCCCGCGGCGCGAUCAUGUACUCGGUCUCCAAAGCCGCCGCGCACCACCUAGGCCGCAACCUCGCCUUGGAACUCGUGCCCAAAAACAUCACCACAAACAUCAUCUCCCCCGGGUUUUUCCCCUCGCGGCUCGCGAACCCCCAGAUUGACUACCUGGGCGGCGAGGACGUGGUGGGCGCGCAGAAUCCCAUGGGCAGACUGGGUAGGGCCGAGGAUAUUGCGGGGUUGGUGGUGUAUUUGUGUUCUCGGGCGGGGAGUUAUGUUAACGGGGAGGAUAUUUCGCUGGAUGGAGGCGCGAGGUUGAGGGUCGGCACGCAUCCGGGGAGUUUGGACAGGAGGAGUAAGCUGUGA